Messenger RNA from Paramacrobiotus metropolitanus, 803 nucleotides. RefSeq names its product 5-hydroxytryptamine receptor 1B-like. The coding region runs from base 273 to 683 and encodes 136 amino acids. NCBI's taxonomy places the organism in Eukaryota, Metazoa, Tardigrada, Eutardigrada, Parachela, Macrobiotidae. The transcript has 2 exons. Gene Ontology annotation, molecular function: G protein-coupled serotonin receptor activity; neurotransmitter receptor activity. Gene Ontology annotation, biological process: G protein-coupled receptor signaling pathway, coupled to cyclic nucleotide second messenger; chemical synaptic transmission. The record is from RefSeq and is a predicted model, not a curated record. Gene Ontology annotation, cellular component: membrane; dendrite.
AUAUCAGACAGAUUGCAGCCACCGUCUUUGACUCAUCAUAAACUUUUAAAAUUCACUUUCACCAACUUCUGAUGCUAAAGUCAGUACCAUGGUAAACAAAGUUAAACAUGUGCUCCUACCAAUUCACAAUUUAAUACGCUGCGCCUUACACUGGCGCCUUACACUUACUUAGCACUGGAUCAGUAUUUAAAUCAUGUUUUCACGAUGAAAGCGCUUUUAUCAAAAACAUACUGGUUGGCAUACGGCUUAUACAUGGAACUUACUACAUCAAAAUGAACUCCAGUAUAAUUGUUCCCAAAGCUUGUAACUGCACAUCCGAGCUGGACAUCACGUCAUCACGACUAGCACUGGCUUGCGCUAUAUACGCCGUCGCUUUGAUCACCAUUCUGUCAAACAUCGUAUUUAUUUUAUCGGUGAUUCCCUACAAGAAACUUCGAACCCCCGCGAAUAUUCUGCUGGUAUCCAACUGCGUCGCUGACUGCCUUGUGGGCAUCUAUGUCCUGCCAGUGGCCGUGACCUUAUGGCUGAUGCACGAAUGUUGGCCACUGGAGCAUUGGCUAUGCCUGUGGUACUACGCUUCCAAAGAGCACUGUAUCGCCGUCAGUGUCAUUCACAUGAUGAUCAUCUCCAUUGAACGUUAUAUGCGAUUAUUUCACAGCGAGAACCGAUUUUAUGAGGACUAAUGACACAUGCAGUGCCUACAAUCGCCAACAAUGCAACUGUGUGCAGUGCUUUGCGCCGGCGUCGUUUGUAAUGGAAUCGUUAUUACAGUACUUUGUUCCCAUGAUAAUUAUGUUAAUCUG